UCGAUAAACAAGCAAUUAAUGGAUUUUAAUUUAAUUUAAGUGAUGAUAAAAUUCCUAUAAAAAUAUCCCGGUUAAGGGUUAAUGCAGUUAACGGUUCGUUUGAAGUCCACGUCGAGCCAAAUGUCCGGAAGCGUGAAGUCAGAGGCCCUGGAACUGGAGGUUCCGCCUUAUAAUUCUAAUGCAUCUCAAGCGCCACAAUCGCAGACAUCGCCGCAUGUCUGGCCACCGAUGCAACGGAAUCAGUCCCAUUCCAUGACGUCCUUACCUCCCGAGCCCUAUAUGAUUAUGAGAAGUCGGUCCUUCAAUAGGAGAGUCACUCUUAAUGUUGGAGGUGUCAGACAUGAAGUGCUGUGGAGAACAUUAGAGCGAUUGCCGCACACAAGACUCGGUCGGCUCAGGGAUUGCAAUACACACGAAGCCAUCUGUGAAUUGUGCGAUGACUACAGUCUUGUAGACAACGAAUACUUCUUCGACCGACAUCCCCGAUCGUUCGCUGCAAUUCUCAACUUUUACCGAACAGGAAAACUUCAUUUAGUCGAAGAAAUGUGUGUAAUGGCGUUCAGCGAUGAUCUCGAGUACUGGGGUAUCGAUGAACUAUACCUCGAGUCCUGUUGUCAACACAAAUACUAUCAACGAAAGGAACACGUGUUCGAAGAGAUGCGCAAAGAAGCCGAGUCUUUGCGUCAAAGAGAUGAAGAAGACUUCGGUGAAGGAAAAUGUGCUUAUUAUCAGAAAUUUCUUUGGGAUCUCCUUGAAAAACCUACCUCUUCUUUCGCCGCGAGGGUUUUAGCAGUCGUAUCGAUUUUAUUUAUAAUUUUGUCCACAAUUGCACUGACCCUCAACACAAUCGACACAUUUCAAGAGAAACAUCCGAUAACUGGCGAACUCGAGGAAAACCAUAAGCUGGCAAUGAUUGAAGCCGUUUGUAUCACUUGGUUUACAUUGGAGUAUGUGCUCAGAUUCAUGUCAUCACCAAAUAAGUGGAAGUUCUUCAAAGGAGGACUUAACAUUAUCGAUGUGUUAGCCAUUUUGCCAUAUUUUGUAUCAUUAUUUCUCAUCGAAUCAAAUAAAAACUCUGAUCACUUCCAAGAUGUUAGAAGAAUUGUACCCAUAUUUAGGAUAAUGAGGAUCCUUAGGAUCUUGAAGUUAGCCCGACAUUCAACUGGACUCCAGAGUCUAGGCUUUACACUCAAGAAUAGCUAUAAAGAAUUAGGUCUUCUAAUGCUAUUCCUUGCCAUCGGAAUCAUGAUAUUCUCGAGUUUAGCCUAUUUUGCGGAAAAGGAUGAAAUCAAUACUAAGUUUAAGUCCAUUCCAGACACCUUCUGGUGGGCGUCCAUUACAAUGACUACUGUCGGUUAUGGAGAUAUAGUGCCGACAACAUUGUUUGGAAAGAUCGUAGGCAGUGCCUGUUGCAUCUGUGGCGUACUGGUCAUUGCUCUGCCCAUUCCUAUCAUCGUAAAUAAUUUCGCCGAAUUUUACAAAAAUCAAAUGAGACGCGAAAAGGCGUUAAAGCGGAAGGAGGCGCUGGAAAGGGCCAAACGGGAGGGCUCUAUCGUAUCAUUUCACCAUGUUAACUUACGCGAUGCAUUUGCCAAAUCUAUGGAUCUCAUCGAUGUGCUGGUAGAUAGUGGACAAAACAAUGCCCAACAAAUUGAUGCGAUCAGUGUUGGCGGUGAGUCUCACGUGAACACUGGUAUCGGUUGUUACAAGAACUAUGACCACGGAUUGUCGGGCGGAUGUCUUAGUCAACGAAAAGACUCACUAUUAGGUGCACCGCCGAUGAAUUGACUCAAAUGAACUGAGAUCUGAAGUGAAUCUAUUUGAUAAUAAUUUAAAUGAUUGACCACUUAAUGACCCAAAUUCAGCCCAAGGAAGCUGAUUGUCAGUGAGGGGUCGCAACCAAA
Oppia nitens is the source of this 1904-nucleotide messenger RNA. RefSeq names its product potassium voltage-gated channel protein Shab-like. The transcript has 7 exons. NCBI's taxonomy places the organism in Eukaryota, Metazoa, Arthropoda, Arachnida, Sarcoptiformes, Oppiidae. Gene Ontology annotation, biological process: potassium ion transmembrane transport; protein homooligomerization. The record is from RefSeq and is a predicted model, not a curated record. Gene Ontology annotation, molecular function: delayed rectifier potassium channel activity; protein binding. Gene Ontology annotation, cellular component: voltage-gated potassium channel complex; membrane. The coding region runs from base 82 to 1788 and encodes 568 amino acids.